GCAGCUGUCAUUCGUCGUUGGUGGUUUAUUUUCGUCGUCGAAGUCGAAGUGUACAAUCAAUCUUCAAUCUGUAGUCUUACAAAAUUCUUUGUAUCCUUGAAACUAAUAUUAUUGUUUUUAUUUAAUGUUAUAACAUCGGAUUUUAUAUCAAAAUAAUUCACAAAACAGAAAACUAGGAAACAAAAAUAUUCCUUUGUGUUUACCAAGAAACUUCAAUUAAAAGUGUUUUGCUGCGUUUUCGAGGCAAAAUCAAGAAUGUACGGAUACCUAAUGACCUAUAUGGUAUAAUUGAGACGUAGAAAUCAAAAUUAGUAGUUAGGACAACAUAUUUAAGAUGGCUCUUUACGGCAGAAGAGAUGUUACGUACAGUGCUCUUAACAACGAACUAACUCCACCUCUGGCGAACUUGGCAGAGUCCUCGGCAGCAGCUCCUACACUCAUCACCUUGGAUCACGAACAUGAAGAUACCACCAACGUCAUCAUACACAAAGUGCCCAAAAAUAAAGGAGGAUGGACACACAUCGACGAUCUAGACUCAUUUUUUACAAGGAUGUACAGAUAUUAUAUCCGUGGAGGCUUUUAUCCAAUGAUAAUGUCAGAUUUAUUCUCAUUGUUACAGUUUAUAUUUAUUGUAUGGUUUUCUACAUUUUUAGUACACUGUGUGAACUAUCCAUUGCUGUUUAGAAAUGUACCACUGGAAGAUCCUACGGCAAAAUUAACUUUUCAUGAUGUGAUAUAUCCGAGUUCUCAAUGUGUGAGAAGUAUAUCAUGGCAGUGGUGGUGUCUUAUAGUAUUAUGUGGAGUUAUUUGGUUGAUGAGAUUAGCUGUUUCAUUAUACAAUUUAAUACACGCAUAUGACACAAAAUUAUUUUAUAAUAAUGCACUUAAGAUAAAAGAGAGUGAUUUAGCUUGGGUCAAUUGGUCAACGAUACAAGAUAAAGUGAGAGAAGCGCAGCCCGAACAUCACAUGUGCGUCCAUAAACAAGAAAUCAACGAAUUAGAUAUAUAUCAUAGAAUACUCAGGUUUGAUAAUUAUAUGGUAGCUAUGGUGAACAAGAAUUUACUACCACUACAAAUAGGUGUGCCUUGUGUUGGUGAUUUUCACUAUUUAUCCAGAGGAUUAAAAUGGAAUUUAGAAUUUUUAUUAUUUACUAGUCCGUGGAGUCCGUGGGAGAACUGUUGGCAGUUGCGCGAGUGCUACAAGGAGCACUCGAAGCGGAUGGCGCUGGCGAGGCAGCUGGAGAAGCAGAUUCUGAUGAUGGCCGUCAUCAACCUGCUGCUGGCGCCGCUCAUACAGGCCUGGCAGAUUUUGUACUUCUUCUUCAACUACGCCGAGUUAAUAAAACGUUCGCCCGGUUCGCUGGGGCUCCGCACUUGGUCCGUGUACGCGCGCGUGACGCUGCGGCACUUCAACGAGCUGGAGCACGAGCUGCGCGACCGCCUCAACCGCGCGCACAAGCCCGCCACCAAAUACCUCGCCAGCUUCACCUCGCCCAGCACCACCGUCAUCGCCAAGAACGUGCUAUUCGUGUCGGCGAGCGUGCUGGGUGUGCUUGUGAUGCUGUCGGUGUACGAUGAAGACGUGCUAACGGUGGAGCACGCGCUCACAGUCAUCACGCUGUUGGGUUGCGUGGCAGCUGGCGCCAGGGCAUUGAUAGGCGAAGAAGAGCGCCUAGCGGGGAGCGCGGGGCCGGCGCGGGGCGAGGAACUGUUCGUGCAAGUGCUGGGUCACGUCCACUACCUGCCCGCGGCGUGGCGCGGCCGGGCCCACACCAAGAAUGUGGCCGCUUUGUUCCAGCAGCUGUUCCAGUUUAGAGCGGCAUACAUCCUGUUCGAGUUGCUGAGCCCGAUUCUCUGCCCGUACGUGUUGCUGCGCUUGCGCUCGCGCGCGCUGGACAUCGUCGACUUCUACCGCAACUUCACCGUCAGCGUGGUCGGCAUCGGCGACGUCUGCUCCUUCGCGCAGUUGGACAUCCGUCGUCACGGGCACCCCGACUGGCAAGCGCCGGGCAAGUUCGGCAAGCCCAAAGCUGCCAACACGCAGUACAAUCAGGGCGAGGGAGGCAAGACAGAGUUGUCUCUGGUGGCGUUCUCCUGCAGACACCCCGGUUGGCAGCCUUCUGAGCCCGCGCAGAGGCAAUUCCUUAGGUCUCUCAGACAGAGCAUGCAUCACGCUAUACCCACCAAUACUGCGCUGAACAAAACGAUGCUGGGCUCGUACAUCCAACAAAGUAUCUUCGGCGCCAACACGCCGCUGCCGGCCGUGCUGUCCUACUACCAACAGAGACCCACUUACAAACUACCCGAUAUGGACGAGACGAGCGAUGAGGAAGAAGCUCCCGAAGCGGGUCCGGCGCAGUCAGGCAGCCGUUCUCAGACCGGGUCCGGUUUGGCCGGCGUUGGCUCGGAACUCGGCGCCAGUGUGUUCGGUCUCGAGACACGCGCGGACACGGAGGACACUAGGGACAUGUCUGUCAGCACUCUGCAUCUUUACGACUUGCAUCUCUCACAGGCGAGUCAAAACGUGUCGGCAUGUUGCACGAACAACUGCAGCGAACGUCGGCAGGAGAGCCGCUGGGGCAGCGGCGAGCAGACGCCCCUCCUUCACCGCCCAUAACACUGGGGUUGCGCCACCAAUCGCGCCCCCCAUCACACGAAACCUAACCCCAUUUGGGUAUAGCACUGUAUUACUCCAAUGAGAGCUAUCAUCUCUUCGCUUCUCUAGUUGGCGCCUUUGGUGAGUGAGUUCCAGUUGGACAUUUAACCCCUCACGUGUCUUAGGUAUUAAAGCAGUACUGGAACGCGUCAAGAGUUAAUAGUUCAAUUUUGCUUGGACUUAGAACCUACUCUACACCAGCGCCCCUACCGGCGAGUCCAAUCGCGAUAACUCAUUGACUCAGACAUUUUUGGCCGAUGUUUUUAAUUUCUGUUUUGAUGUUUUCUGUUUUUUUAUUUCAUGUCGUCGUUACGGUUGCAGUAUGUAAAUUCGUAUAGUUCUCAUAAACAAAUCAAAACUGAGUUCCUCAGAUCGGAAGUACUGAUGCAAUAGGGUGUACUAUUUCGCUCAUUAGAUGGCACUACUGGUCUAGGUGGUAGGUCUUAUUAAAUCGCUGAAAUUAAAGGAAAAACACUAAUGCACGUGUUCAUAUUAACACAAACGAUUUAAUUUGCUUUUGACGUGACCUUUUACUAAAUCAGUGUAGUGCAGUGAAGUUUGUGACAGUUUAAAAAAGUCUUUUUGUUAUAAUGAAACAAAAAACAUCGGUUGAGAACAUCUACCUAGGAAAAUUAGUUAAUUAGUAAAUGUAUAAAAGGACUACAUAAAUGAUAUACGAAACUUAUGUACAAUUUUUAUAACGUUAGAAUGUUUUAUUCAUACCAAUAAUAUAUAUGAUAUAAAAUUAAACAAUAGUGCUUUAUAUUAACUGAUGUCACACAUGGCUCGGUAUUUCUAUGGGCAAAGUGUGCACUCCAGUUGGGUCUAUCACGGUCAUUUUAGACGAUAACGUAUAUUGAUGUCGAGUCUUAUAUAUAAAGUUAUACUGUAUGAUAAACAAUUUCAAAUAUUUUUAUUGAUUUAAUAAACAGUUUUGGUACGGUUCAGAAAUUAAAUUUGAAUUAAUAUUUUGUUGACUUUUUGCACAAUCGUGUAACAAAAGUUUUUACAUGUGUUUUUAUUGACUAAGAAUUAAAUCUCACUGUACUCAUGAUUACCACCAUCGUAGCGCUAAGUCCGGGAGUCAUAACGUCGGUUACUGACAAUGUCUUAAUGUACCGACCGGGCGAGGACCUAGUAACUUGCAACAUAGAUUUUUCUGAUACCUAGUGCAGGCACCAGAUCUCCACAAUGACUUAGUCCAGUUUGUAAUUCUUUUUUAUUAACAUGAGUGUAAUGUUUUGAUGAACCAACUUAUUAUCUCGACCUCUAGUACCAGCGCUUAAAAACACGCUCGCUAAGCUCGCUUCUUAGCAUCGCUCGUUAGCAAAAUGUGGCUGCUAAAAUGAUAGACCCAAUUGAGUACCUAUACCAAUGUGUAGUUUCUGCUAACUUUAAUAUCACACCACUACAGCAGUUCUUAUUUACACGUAAUAAGAACAACAAUUGAAACGAGACAUUGAUUUAACUUCAGCAGAAUCGGCACCUUGGAUAGGGCGCCUUUUAACAAAAUUUGUUCAAUAUUACUGCUAUUUCUUUAUAUUAUAAAAGAUAUAGUAGAUAUAAGACAAAUAAUUAGGACAAGUGGCAGCACUUAGCCAUUAUGGAAGAGAAACGUUUUGUGGUCGCUUCAAAACUGAUGAUAUUAAACUAAACCGAAUUGACAAUACUGUUUUCACAAAAUAAGUCUUUGGCCAUAAACAAUAUGCGAGUCUUGACAGUUUUUUAUUCAGAUGCAGCGUAUAUUAUGCGAGGAAAAUGUCUACACACAGAAUAGAUUAUCAUUUUAACCUUCAAGCGUUCCUACGACAAAUUGCUUAUAGCGCGGGCUGCAUAUUAAAUUAAAAAAAUAAAUGGGAUUCGAAAUAAACAAUAGAUAGAGAAAACUAUAGACUUUCGUUUCACUCAUACAUGAAAGAGAAAUGCGUAUUAGAAAUAAACGAGAAGGAACGGGAGAGAACGCCUAUAUCUUUUGUCCCUCACCAUGUGCACAGUUUCACAACGCGUACCAUGCUUCUCUGUAUGAGGUAAGCGGAGAAGUUAUAUAGUAAUAUUCUACCUCAUUUGGCUUUGCCAGCACGUUGCGUCUUAGCCUAGUUUAGUCGUUUUCUUUGUCUUCGACGUCGACGCAAGGGUAAUUUAUGUAUUUUGUCGUAUACGCAAAUUAGGCGGUUAAUAGGUUAAUCUUAUUAGUCAUCAUUACUCUUUUUAAUAACCCAUUUCUGAUGGAGCAGCCGCAAAUUUUGGUUUCCUAUAAUAGCGUUGUGAUCUUCCAUAAUAGACUUACUUACUGGGAAAACAUACAGUGUAAAAGGGGUAAGCAAACAUCAUAAUUUAACGUCAUUUUAAUUGAUUCAAUGUCUUCAUAACGUAGUUUACAAUGUUUUACUUCUCAUUAUAUAUAUAUAUAUAUAUAUAUACAUAGGGAAUGAUUUUUAACUAAGAGUUCCAAUUAAUAUAUUGUUUGUGAAAGAAAAAGAUAUAUGAUUUCACUUUUUGUAAAAUAGUCUAUUGCCGUUGGUUUCUGUGAUCACUGAUCACUGUUAUAGCUUGUAUAUGUUGAUAUGGCGCGCUCCACUAUCGCAACUCAAAAGCCAAAUUAUAUUGCUAUAGGCUUUUCAAAUUAGGUGCAUUAUCUGUGCCGACUUUUUAUAUGUAGUCGAAAAAUGUUAUUAAAAUGACGUCAUGUUUCAAUAGCCUAUAUUACUAUAGCGAUUUUGACACAGUUGCGUGGUAUCUAUCAUUGGUUGUAGAGGAAACCAAAGUUUGCAGGCCUUUUUUAUAUUUACAUAAAGUUCUAUUGCUGCAAUAAUAUUUUAUAUAUUUUAUUAACUAGAAUAAGCCCUAGGGAAUGUCUAGCGCCUGAAUAUUCAAAUGUAAUUUUAAACAAAGUUUUUGAGUGAUGUACGGGCACGGAAAACGAAAAUAUAUAGAAGAUGUUAUAUAUAUAGAAGGGUUAAAUGUAAUAAUACGUGUUAUUCUUAUGGCCAUUCACUCUCGAAAUAAUCCCUUUCUUGUCGUAUAUUAUUCGACUUUCUGUGGAACAGGACGGUCGUUUGUAUGAAAUUACUUUUGAACAAUCAGGCGUUGGACUCUAUCUCGAAACAGUUCAUUAAACAAUGUGAUUUAAAUAUAACAUUAAGGCGGCAAUUUUACAUAAAAUCCACAUGUAAAAAUGUUUUUGAUGUUUAGAAUAAGGCACGGGUUUUUUUUUCUGGAAACUGCCCCGUAUUUGUAAGGUGCUAGUUCAUUUACUAGAAGCUCACUGCAUUCUAAGGCAAUAAUAAUAUAACAUUAGAUAUUUGUUUACGGGAAUACGUUAUGUAUUGUAUUGUGUAGCCAUCGCUAGUGACUGUCGACUUACUGAAAGUGGUUUGUUGAAGUGGAUUUGUUCUACUUACGACUUAAUAUUACUGCUAAGGUCUUUACACACUGCCCGUAUUUUACGCAGCGACGAUUAGUUACAUUUUACACAAUUACACCCAUACAGUUUUUUCGUCUAGAUCUGGAAAAAAAAAUAUCAAAUCAAAUCUGACAUAAUUUCUAUUGUUGGGAUUUUUCAACCACGGCAACCUUUUUUGUUUAGGUACUUAUCUUGUUAGGUCUUAUUAAUGAAACUACAUUUUAAAAACAAUGUGUUUGCAUGUUUCAAAUUAAUUGUGUAAUUUAUGGUUUACUAUAGUACUAUAGUAUGCUUUACUAUAGUAAUGUGCAACGAAGUGUAUAUUUCAAUAAAAAAUAUUAAGUUACGAUUGUGUAGAUUUACAUAAAUACCUAAACAAAUUUGGUAUAAAGUUACCGGCCAUAUCAAAUUUCAGCACCAACACAUACGGUUGAUCGCUGUGUUCGCCGUUGGCUAACGAUUUGGGACAUCCAUUCAGAUGUCAAAUUGUGACAGUUGUCUGUUCCUAGCGUCUUAUUAGCGCAUCUGGUGGGAGAAAUCCAGAAAACCAAUAUUGUGAUUCUUUAGGCUUUGAUCAUUAAUCGGAAUACUAUUUGUUCAAACUGGCACACGUUGUUAUAUAACUCGUAUAUAUAAAAGUAUACAUAACAAAAAUGGGCUGCCUUAGAUAUAGAAGCGUAUUAUCAAUCACGGUUAGAUAUAAUUAGGUAAUUUAGGUUAAUACAAAAAAGAAGAAAAAUUAAAAAAAAAAGACUCCGGCUGGUACUGGAGAAAAGAAAUAGCCUCCGAGUGGCCGAAGAGAUUUCUUUGAAAUAUUAUCAUUGCAAGCGCCUUAAUACAAUCGGUUCCUUGUAUAUGA
Molecule: messenger RNA, 6918 nt
Organism: Plodia interpunctella (Indianmeal moth)
Lineage: Eukaryota; Metazoa; Arthropoda; Insecta; Lepidoptera; Pyralidae
Gene: Atg9
Product: Autophagy-related 9
Exons: 14
Coding region: 335-2617 (760 amino acids)
Biological process (GO): nucleophagy; autophagy of mitochondrion; protein localization to phagophore assembly site
Cellular component (GO): phagophore assembly site; autophagosome
Source: RefSeq, a predicted model, not a curated record